AUGUCAGUUACUACAAAAAAGAAAUAUGUCGUAAAUGAAGCACUUCAACGUUAUCAAUUACCCGAUGAGAAACAUUAUAUUGUUAAGAUUAUUGCUCCUCGCGGAAAUAAUUUGCACGAAGUAGUAACUCCUAGUGGAUCGAUAUUUCUCGUCAGUAUGCCAACGAAAUUUCGUCAGACGAUUUUUAUUAAACGAGGUGAUUAUGUACUCGUAGAAGAUAUCGAAGAAGGCGAUAAAGUAAAAGCAGAAAUUGUGCAAAUUUUACUGAAAGAUAAUAUUAAAUAUAUUCGAUCACAAAAUUGUUGGCCCAAAGAAUUUCAAGUUGUUCAAGAAGCAGAACAUAAUGAUGUCGCACUAAAAGAUGACAUGAUGCCACCGUCUGAAAGUUCAGAAGACGAAGACGAAGAAGAAGCUACAAUCAAUCCAUCAGAAGAUAAACUCAUGCAACAGUUGUGA
This is a messenger RNA of Rotaria socialis, 456 nucleotides long. The record is from the annotation of a GenBank genome assembly. Lineage: Eukaryota; Metazoa; Rotifera; Eurotatoria; Philodinida; Philodinidae.